AGCACAUGCUGGACGGACUCGGGUUCCGCCCUUUGUGCAGACAAAAGUAGCUGGGUGGCCAGGCUGUUCGAGUUAAUGCAGCUUGUUUGAUAAGGUUUUCUUAAGAAAAAAAAAUACAUGUAAAGGAUUUAUCAAAAGCCCUCAUGAAUGUUUCAUGAGUUGAUAUAUUCAGCUGAAUGGAUUCAGUGAGUCUCAGUGUGUAACUUGCAGACAAACCCCAUCCACAAGGAGGCUGGUGACAGAGGAAGCACUUUGGCGCAUUUUCAGAGGCAAAGGCAGGCUGAUAAAGCUCCUUGUGACAGGCUGACUUGCCAGUCUCCCAGUAUGCUGCUCUUGCUCUGAAGUGCUACAGGAUUGGAACCAGAGCUUCCCAAAUUAGCCUGGGGAGAGUGUGCGGACCCAGCAGCCUUUUAACCUGCGGCAGUGCCUUUGCUAUGUUCAAGAUUGUUGUUUUGGAUGGUGAAAGCUAGCGCUCCAUACAAGACAUGACAGCCAAAAAUUCUCCCAAAGAACUUGCUGCUUCUGAAUCUGAGGUUUGCAUAAAGACUUUCAAGGAGCAGAUGCGCUUGGAACUUGAGCUUCCAAAGCUACCAGGAAACAGACCUACAUCUCCCAAAAUUUCUCCACGCAGUUCACCAAGGAAUUCACCAUGCUUUUUCAGAAAGUUGCUGGUGAAUAAAAGCAUCCGACAGCGGCGUCGCUUCACUGUGGCUCAUACAUGCUUUGAUGUGGAAAAUGGCCCUUCUCCAGGUCGGAGCCCACUGGACCCUCAAGCCAGCUCUUCUUCAGGACUGGUACUUCAUGCCGCCUUUCCCGGGCACAGCCAACGCAGGGAGUCUUUCCUCUACAGAUCUGACAGCGACUAUGACUUGUCACCAAAAGCGAUGUCAAGGAACUCAUCACUCCCCAGCGAGCAACACGGCGAUGACCUGAUUGUCACUCCUUUUGCUCAGGUUCUUGCCAGCUUGCGAAGCGUCAGAAACAACUUCACCCUGCUGACAAACCUUCAUGGAGCACCAAACAAGAGGUCACCAGCGGCUAGUCAGGCUCCAGUCUCCAGAGUCAGCCUGCAAGAAGAAUCAUAUCAGAAACUAGCAAUGGAGACACUGGAGGAACUAGACUGGUGCCUAGACCAGCUAGAGACCAUCCAGACCUACCGCUCUGUCAGCGAGAUGGCAUCAAACAAGUUCAAAAGGAUGCUGAACCGGGAGCUGACACACCUCUCAGAGAUGAGCAGAUCAGGGAACCAGGUGUCUGAAUACAUUUCAAACACGUUCUUAGACAAGCAGAACGAUGUGGAAAUCCCAUCUCCCACGCAGAAGGACAGGGAGAAGAAGAAGAAGCAGCAGCUCAUGACCCAGAUCAGUGGAGUGAAGAAGCUGAUGCACAGUUCAAGCCUGAACAACACAAGCAUCUCACGCUUCGGAGUCAACACGGAAAAUGAGGAUCAUCUAGCCAAGGAGCUGGAAGACCUGAACAAAUGGGGCCUUAAUAUCUUCAAUGUGGCUGGGUACUCACAUAAUCGGCCCCUCACAUGCAUCAUGUAUGCCAUAUUCCAGGAAAGAGACCUUCUAAAGACGUUUAAAAUCUCAUCUGACACCUUUGUAACCUACAUGAUGACUUUAGAAGACCAUUACCAUUCUGAUGUGGCAUAUCACAACAGCCUGCAUGCUGCUGACGUGGCCCAGUCAACUCAUGUUCUCCUUUCUACCCCAGCCCUGGAUGCUGUCUUCACAGACCUGGAAAUCCUGGCUGCCAUUUUUGCAGCUGCCAUCCAUGAUGUCGAUCAUCCUGGAGUCUCCAAUCAGUUUCUCAUCAAUACAAAUUCUGAACUUGCUUUGAUGUAUAAUGAUGAAUCUGUGCUGGAAAACCAUCACCUCGCUGUGGGAUUCAAACUGCUACAAGAGGAACACUGCGACAUCUUCCAGAAUCUUACCAAGAAGCAACGUCAGACACUUAGGAAAAUGGUGAUUGACAUGGUCUUAGCAACGGAUAUGUCCAAACACAUGAGCCUCCUGGCAGAUCUUAAAACAAUGGUAGAAACCAAGAAGGUGACUAGCUCCGGUGUUCUCCUCCUGGACAACUAUACUGACCGGAUACAGGUUCUUCGAAACAUGGUACACUGUGCAGACCUGAGCAAUCCUACCAAGUCCUUAGAAUUGUAUCGGCAAUGGACUGAUCGUAUCAUGGAGGAGUUUUUCCAGCAGGGAGACAAAGAACGGGAAAGGGGAAUGGAGAUUAGCCCAAUGUGUGAUAAGCACACAGCUUCUGUGGAAAAAUCCCAGGUUGGUUUCAUUGACUACAUAGUCCAUCCACUGUGGGAGACCUGGGCAGACCUGGUUCAGCCUGAUGCUCAAGACAUUCUGGAUACACUAGAAGAUAACAGGAACUGGUACCAGAGUAUGAUACCCCAGAGUCCCUCCCCACCACUGGAUGAGAGAAGCAGGGACUGCCAAGGUCUUAUGGAGAAGUUUCAGUUUGAACUCACCCUUGAAGAAGAGGAUUCUGAAGGACCGGAAAAGGAGGGAGAAGGCCACAACUAUUUCAGCAGCACAAAGACACUUUGUGUGAUCGAUCCAGAGAACAGGGAUUCCCUGGAAGAGACUGACAUAGACAUUGCAACAGAAGACAAGUCUCCGAUCGACACAUAAUCUCCCUGUGUGGAGAUGAACAUUCCACCCUUGACAAGCAUGCCAGCUGAGUGGUAGGGCCAACCUACCAUGGCCAAGGCCUGCACAGAACAAAGGCCACCUGGCCUUUCCAGUUACUUGAGUUUGGAGCCAGAAUGCAAGGCCAUGAAGCAAAUAGCAGUUCCGUGCUGCCUUGCCUUGCCUGCAAGCUUGGCGGUGACCCGCAGCUGUAUGUGGUAGUAGAGGCCAGUUCCCAUCACAGCUAAAUGGCUUGAAAACAGAGGAGACAAAGCUGAGAGAUUGCUCUGCACUAGGUGUUGGGAAGCUGUCCUGACAGGUGACUGAACUCACUAACUUCAUCUAUAAAUCUCACUCAUCCCGUUGUCUGCCAACCUGUGUGCCUUUUUUGUAAAAUGUUUUCGUGUCUUUGAAAUGCCUGUUGAAUAUCUAGAGUUUAGUACCAACUUCUACAAACUUUUUUGAGUCUUUCUGGAAAAAAGAAAAAGAAAGAGAGCAGUUUCCCCCUCUUUCUUGGGCAAUAUCUUUGGCUUUCCUCCAGUUAACUUUUGCAAAUAGACAGGACAGAUGCAGUUCUAACCACAGGCUACUUCCUUCUUUUUGUCUAAUAUGACUCCUUAGUGGCCCCUGCAUCUUAGCUGUUUGCCUGCUUUGAGCACUUGUUCCCCCCACCCCCCACGGGAAGUGUCUCUGCUUUGCUUUAAACUCAUGCUCAACAAACCAGGUCUGUGGAAGAAGCUGUGCUGUUUGCCAUCAGUCUAUGGAGUGCUCCGUCACACAAGGCCAUGUGUGUGGCUGCCUCCCAGCCUCCAGGCCAUUGGGAGCUGCACACCACCUGCCAGCCCUCCUUUCUCACCCCUCCUUCACUCAAAUACUGUUUUCAAUUUAAUGCUGCCGUCUUUGUCUUGUACUGCCCCCUGCACUAACACUUCCCUCUCUUCCUGUUUAUAACCAUGUAUUUAUUACAUAAUGUACAUAUUGUAAUGUUUUGUAAGUUAUUAAUUUAUAUAUCUAACAUUGCCUGCCAAUGGUGGUGUUAAAUUUGUGUAGAAAACUCUGCCUAAGAGUUGCAACCUUUUCUUGUAAUGUUUUGUAUUGUGUAUUAUAUAUCCCAAACAUUGCUUAAAAGAGACAUGAAGCCCCAUUAAGCAGUUAAGGGCAGGAAUGGCCGUUGUUCCAAGGGUCUGCUGCCCUUUAUUUGUCUGAGUCCCUAAUUGUGCCCAACCCUUUGAUGAGCUGGUUUUGCAAACAGGUUUAUCAUAUUAGAUACUAAAUGGUUUAUACUGAAGUUUUAUUUUGUAUAGUUUGAUAGGGGCUAGGAGCACUGGGAUGUCAUUUUUUACCCGUGUUCUAUCCAAGUCUCUUGGAUGCAGGAGUUGGGUUGUCACUGGGCUCUGCUCUAAUUGUGGCUUUGGUUCUAAAACAACAACAACAACACUACAUUUGAUCACAGAUGAUACUGAGUAUUCCCAAACUACUGACUUGGAAGAGCUAGUCUCCAUACUGCUCACAAGCAGAGGAGCCAUGUUCAAAUUCAUCAAAGGCAACAAGAAGACAAUGUGAAUUUUUAUCGUAGAAUGUGAACUGAUGUCAUAAAUUACGCAAAUGUGAAGCUUCUGAUAACACUUGUUAGGCCUCUUCCUGGUGUCAGUUUCAGUUUGUAAAAUAUGUGUCAUGCUUCAGUUCAGCAUUGUGACAAAAGUUAAAGAAAAUGGCACAAAAUGUGCAUGACCAAUGAGUUUGUACAUCUGUAACACUGCGUUAUUCCAGGUGGACGUUAUAUUGUUUUCAAAAGUUUCUCACAAUGUAUGUUAUAAUAUUAUUACUAUUAUAUAUUGUGCUCAAAUGCAUUCUUAAGAAACUUUUAUAUGAGCUGAAUAAACAAAAGCAUGAAUAAAUUA
Grammomys surdaster is the source of this 4549-nucleotide messenger RNA. RefSeq names its product phosphodiesterase 4B (gene Pde4b). The record is from RefSeq and is a predicted model, not a curated record. The coding region runs from base 486 to 2651 and encodes 721 amino acids. Gene Ontology annotation, molecular function: transmembrane transporter binding; 3',5'-cyclic-AMP phosphodiesterase activity. The transcript has 15 exons. Gene Ontology annotation, cellular component: perinuclear region of cytoplasm; cytosol; nucleus. Gene Ontology annotation, biological process: signal transduction. Lineage: Eukaryota; Metazoa; Chordata; Mammalia; Rodentia; Muridae.